This is a messenger RNA of Centruroides sculpturatus (bark scorpion), 2057 nucleotides long. Its product is annotated as solute carrier family 25 member 44-like. The record is from RefSeq and is a predicted model, not a curated record. Lineage: Eukaryota; Metazoa; Arthropoda; Arachnida; Scorpiones; Buthidae. Bases 416 to 1405 code for a protein of 329 amino acids. Gene Ontology annotation, cellular component: mitochondrion. Gene Ontology annotation, biological process: branched-chain amino acid catabolic process. The transcript has 4 exons. Gene Ontology annotation, molecular function: branched-chain amino acid transmembrane transporter activity.
AUGGCGCUGUACGCAAAAAUGGCGACGAGUAGUGGAUGUAAUUCGUGAUGUAAUUGCAAGUUUGCCGGUAACUUUUUGUGAGUCACUUACGUAGUAUACGUGUAAAGUGUUGAAUGAAAAACCAUCUUAUAUUAUAUAUUCAUCGUUAGUAUUAUGAUUUAUUGACGAUAGAUAUUGGUAGUAAUUUUAUUUAAUUAUCAAAACGAGUUUUAUUUAAUAUAUUAAAAUUGUUAUCUCAAAUUUUAUAUUUAUCAAUUUCUCUCUUAUUCUUCAGUUAAACUUAAAGAUAUAAUUACCCUUAAAGUUAAACGAAAAUGAUGUUGAAAUGUUGAAUAAUAUAUGUGAAAAAUUAUUGAAUGACAAAAGAAACAUUCAGCCAGUAUUUCAAUAUCUUGUUUGUAUUUAACUUUAUGUAAUGGCAUUUGGAGUUUAUUUGAAAAAAAAUAUGGAACCACAGCGUAUUAUUACAAUUGAGUGGGAAAUGAUGGACAAGAGCAGGUUUUUUAGUCUCAGUAUGUUAAAUUCUUUUACAUUAAGAGGUGUUCUGUAUCCCUUCACAGUGAUCAAAACGCGCUUACAAAUUCAGAAAAGAAAUGCUAUAUAUACUGGUACUUUAGAUGCAUUUUUAAAAAUUCUUCGUUACGAAGGAUUAUCUGGUUUAUAUAAAGGAUUUUGGAUAAAUACAAUUCAGAUCAUAUCUGGAUUUGGUUAUAUCACAACUUACGAGAAAGUUCGUCAUCUACUUUCUAAAUAUGCUGGCAUCAAUGAUGGAAGAAUUAAAGGUUUUAUUGGAGGAGGAUGUGGUUCUUUAGUUGGACAAACAAUAAUUACUCCAUUUGAUGUUAUAUCCCAACACAUGAUGGUAUUAGGUCAAACUACAAGUCAAGGAAAGUUUGAAUGUCAACAUUCAAAUCCAUUGAACAUUAAGUAUGAAAAUGGAAAUAGAAAAAAAUUAGCUUUAACAAUAACAAAGGAAUUAUAUAGGCUAGAAGGUGUAAAAGGUUUCUACCGAGGUUACUUUGCUUCAUUGUGUGCAUACGUUCCAAGUAGUGGAUUAUGGUGGAUGUUCUACCCACUUUAUUCAGAAACCUUAGCAUCUGUCCUUCCUCUUUGGACAUCUCAUAUGUUAAUUCACUGCAUAUCAGGUUCUAUGAGUGGCAUUACAGUGACAUUUAUAACAAAUCCUUUAGAUGUUAUACGAGCACGGAUUCAGGUACAAAGAAUGAAUUCCUUUUCAACAGCAUUGUAUAAUUUAUGGGAAGAAGAAAAACUUGGAAUAUUUAAAAAAGGUUUAUCGGCAAGACUCGUGCAGUCAACUAUAUCUUCAUUUUUUAUAGUAUUAGGUUACGAAACAUUAAAGAGAUGGAGUGUACAUGAUCGAUACAAAGAUCAAAUUAGAUGGUAAAUUAGUAUAAUAAAAGUUAAUUAGUGGUCACUUAUGCCAGAUGGAUAUAGACAAAAAUUGCAUCAAUAGCAAAAAUUGAAUGAAAAUCCAUCAGUAUAUAAUUUAUGUAUUAUUAGCAAAAAUCUGUGCAUUAACUUUGUUUUUUUAUAGAAAAAUUUUUAGCUUAUUUAUCCCUGUGCAAUAUUAUUAAACUGGAAAUUUGAUUUCAUGAUGACAUCAAUGAGGUUUGUCAAAUAAUAUUGUACAAAUUCAGAGUUUUAUAAGCAAAUUUAUAUAAAUAAUGUAAAGUAAUAAAUUCUUUCAAGAUGCCUGUACAUAUCUAACAGAAACGACUUUUUCUAUGAAAGAAGAAAAAAUUACUAUAAAUUUUAUAUAUUGUAUAGGCAUAAUGUGUAUCAUAUAAAUGAUGAAAACUCAAGACAAUUUCAACAGUUUUCUGUUUUUUUAGUUGUUAGAUUUUUAACAAAUUAAAUUUGUAUUAAUAGUUUAUUUAAAUUUUAUCUGGCUAAUAAACAUGACUACAAAUUAUUCUUAUAAAAAUUAUGUGGAUUUUUAGAAUUUUCAUAGUCAUAUAAUACUGAAUAUCAAAUAUUCUAUUCAACAAGUUUAAUAUUAACAUUUGAUUUAUUAUAUUCAAAAUUGAAAUCUUUCU